ACGCCAGGGGGCGCUCGGCCGGGAGCCGACUCCGGGAGAGACCCGGCUCGAGGAGGCGGGGUCCGGGCUGGCAAGAUGGCGCCGUCCACGCUGUUGCGGUCCCUCCCUAGGUUGCUCGCCCCGGCCAGGCUCCCGGGGGGCUCGUCAGCGCGGUCAAAGUUCUAUGUUCGAGAGCCGCUACAUGACAAACCCGACUGGCUGAAAGUGGGGUUGACCUUGGGCACUUCCGCCUUCCUGUGGAUCUAUCUCAUCCAGCAACAUAGAGAGGAUGUUUUAGAGUAUAAAAGAAGAAAUGGGUUGGAAUAAACUUUUAAAAUAUGAAUACAGGAGAGAGAGAAACAUUGAUUGGUUGCCUCCCAUAUGCACCUGGACCCCAACCCAGGAUUAUGCCCUGACGGGGGAUUAGACCCACAACCUUUUGGCCGUGGGACAGUGCUCCAAUCAGCUGAGCCCCACUGGCGUGCAUAAAUCCUUUUAAAUAAACCCUGUAUUAAUCCUUCUGGAAAAUAAAAAGUCACACUUAAAAAUCUCAACUUUCAUAGAUUAGGUUGAUUAAAGUAAAUAUCUGCU
Molecule: messenger RNA, 570 nt
Organism: Phyllostomus discolor (pale spear-nosed bat)
Lineage: Eukaryota; Metazoa; Chordata; Mammalia; Chiroptera; Phyllostomidae
Gene: NDUFC1
Product: NADH:ubiquinone oxidoreductase subunit C1
Exons: 4
Coding region: 76-306 (76 amino acids)
Cellular component (GO): mitochondrion
Source: RefSeq, a predicted model, not a curated record